CCUGGUAUAAAACACACAGCAUGCUAGGAAGAUAGCUCAAGAGCUUGUAUCCAUAUAGAUCGUACAGAAUUAGCUGGACUGGAACUAAAAAUGUUCUUUAGUAAAACUAAAAGACUGGCCUACUUGAAUUAAUUUCUGGACUAGACACUGUUCUGCUUUGUAGCUCUGUUUCUUUUUCUUUCCUUUCUUUCAUUUAUUUGCUGUGCUUUUAGAUCCUGUGAAGAUGGACAUGGAGCUGAAGAUGAUCACAGUAUUUUGGGGGGUGAUUUUAAUAGUUCAAAGCAGCUUUGGGACAAGAGUUGUUAGCGGUCAGACUGUGUGUUACGGUGGACCAAAGCACCCAUGUUACAAGAUUGCCUAUUUCCCAGAUAUGUCAAGCAGGGUAGCCUUCAAAGAGGCCUGGAAUGCCUGUGAGAUUGAUGGUGGGGCCCUUCUAAGCAUAGAUAGCGAGGCUGAGCAGAGGCUUAUAGAAAAACUCUUGCAGGACCUGACACUGUCAGGCUCAGGGAUUUUUGAUGGAGACUUCUGGAUUGGACUGACUAGAAAUGUGGAAGGACAUGGACAUAACGCUUUCACUGGCUGCCCAGACCUCUACAAGUGGACAGACGGAAGUGUCUCAGAAUUCAGAAACUGGUAUUACGAUGAGCCUUCUUGUGGUGGGGAAGCAUGUGUAGUGAUGUACCAUCAGCCAACUGCACAGCAUGGACUUGGAGGUGCAUAUCUUUACCAGUGGAACGAUGACAGGUGCAACAUGAAGCACAACUUUAUCUGCAAGUAUGAACCAGAAAGCAUCUUGGAGAAAGAAUUAGGAGACAGAGCAGAGCCAGACUAUGAAACUUCACCAACCAAGACACCUGCAAAAAAUGAUCCACCCAGCAAGCCUGAGGAAGAUGCGCAACAUGUUGAUGUUUCAGGAUCCUCAGGUUUACUUCUUAUUUACGUUAUUAUUCCAACCAUACCUUUGCUGCUGUUGAUACUAGUGGCCUCAGGGACCUGCUGUUUCCAAAUGUUAAGCAAAAGCAAACCACGAACCAAAACCAACCCAGACCAGUCAACACUUUGGAUUUCAAAGAGCCAGAAGAAAGAAAACGGCAUGGAAGUUUAACUAGCAUAUGAUCUUGAAAACUGUACGCUGACUUUCCUGAUCUCUGCCUGGCAGCUUGGAAUUGCUUCACAUACAAAUAAGGCUCUGGAAUAUACAGUACAGCUGAACAAAUGCAAACCAAGGAAAGAACUGUGAGAGAGGAGCAGAGAAUGAAAACGCUUGACAGUUAUGGUUCACCUGGAUAAUAGUGUAUUGUCUUGCCUGAAAGGAAAAUACCCCAAACCCUUAACAAUAAUAAACAGUUAGUUACUUUCUGGGGGUGUGUGGGUAUGGUCAGGAUGAUGAUAUUCUAUUUUAUACUGUAUGGAUUGUAUUUGUCUCCUAAAAUGUCAAAGCUACACCUCAGUGUGUUAGGAAUGAAGAAAGCACAUAUCUGAAUAUUCUUUUAACUAAAUAUUGGCUGCUUUAUCUUUGGUACGGUAUAACAAUAAUUUCCAGAUUUCAUUUUUAUUUGUGUUUGCAAACGUUAAUUGAAGAGAAAUUAGCACUUUUUAAACUCGUUGACAUAACACAUAUUGCCAUCUACUCACAUUAUGUUUUCUUGUAGAAUUGCUACAUCUACUAAUGCCUGAAGGUCAUGUAGUGAAAAAACAGACAAAAACCACUCUGAGAAAUGCUUGAGUCAUGUUUCCUUCUGAGCAUUUAAAGAGAGAUAUAUUUAAACGGACACACAAGAAAUACAAAAUAAAUACUUGUUAUUCUAAUACUGAAAUGUAUCUGAAGAUUUGUUUUAUCCACUGAAGAAUAAAUUCUAUCCUGGGUCAUUUUCCUAACCUGCUUGACUUCAAUAGAGAAAAUCAACACAUAGGAUGAAGUUUAUUGCAGUGUAUUUACACAUAGUUUAAAUGUGAAUAUGACAAUUUUCAGAUAAAUACAUAUGUGCAGUUUUCUGUUGAAUUUUCACUUAAAUUGUCAUGUAUUUCUCUUUUGAGUCUCAAUUAUGUCUCCAAUAGUGGUUUUAGUAGAAAAGUUUCAGACCAAUCUCAUUCAAAUUAGUAGAAAACAAGAUUCUCGAGCAUUUCUCAGAGAAGUGAAAGACCUAGACCAUCUGGGAAAUGCUUGUUGGUGACAGAUUGAAAAUGUCAUAUGCAAUAGGUCAGCUGGAUGAUGCUGUCUAGGGUGUGUUCUUUGUGUUAUAUUUGAUGUGUGAUUAAAUAUUACUCAGAAAUUGACAUUUAAAACCACACACAAUUCUAAAGACAAUAUUCUCCUAAAUACUACCACGAGGAUGCGUAGUGUAUACUUUAUACAGUAUAUUGCACCCUUCAUGCCAGUAAACCUCAGAAUCAAUUUUCUUUUCUUUUAUACAACUGAAAGAGAGAGGCGCCACCUGUCUGAAACAGCCACGCAUGUUCAGUGUUGGUUACUGGUUCAUUCAGGUUUUAUGUUCAAUACUUAGAAUAAUUAGUACAAUACAGUUUCCAGCUUUGGAUAUUCUCAGAGAAAAUUCCACCUUCAUUUAAUCUGUCACUAUAUUGUAAAUAGAAAUAAACGUAUGUAUAGGUGUAUAUGUGCUUGCACCAUAAUAAAGAAACCUUAUUUGAAA
Messenger RNA from Acipenser ruthenus (sterlet), 2651 nucleotides. RefSeq names its product chondrolectin-like. Gene Ontology annotation, cellular component: cytoplasm. The record is from RefSeq and is a predicted model, not a curated record. The coding region runs from base 224 to 1105 and encodes 293 amino acids. Gene Ontology annotation, biological process: positive regulation of axonogenesis. The transcript has 7 exons. Lineage: Eukaryota; Metazoa; Chordata; Actinopteri; Acipenseriformes; Acipenseridae.